Helicoverpa armigera (cotton bollworm) is the source of this 793-nucleotide messenger RNA. It is a transcript of the gene RpL19, whose product is annotated as Ribosomal protein L19. Gene Ontology annotation, molecular function: structural constituent of ribosome; RNA binding. NCBI's taxonomy places the organism in Eukaryota, Metazoa, Arthropoda, Insecta, Lepidoptera, Noctuidae. Gene Ontology annotation, cellular component: cytosolic large ribosomal subunit; ribosome. The record is from RefSeq and is a predicted model, not a curated record. Gene Ontology annotation, biological process: translation. The transcript has 5 exons. Bases 138 to 740 code for a protein of 200 amino acids.
AAACAAAUGUAUCUCAAUUGAAACGUUAAAAUCGACUAAAUACUAAAUUAAGCUAUAACUAUUUAGUAACCUCUACCCAUCACUGAUCAAGGCGGCCAUAUUUCUUUCUUGUAUGCGUUGGAGCUCACCUAGUCAAGAUGAGUUCCCUCAAGCUGCAGAAGAGGCUUGCAGCCUCUGUUAUGCGAUGUGGUAAAAAGAAGGUGUGGCUUGAUCCCAAUGAGAUCAAUGAAAUCGCAAACACCAACUCCAGACAGAACAUCCGUAAGAUGAUCAAGGAUGGUCUCGUCAUCAAGAAGCCCGUAGCCGUACACUCACGUGCUCGCGUCCGCAAGAACACAGAAGCCAGGAGAAAGGGUCGUCACUGUGGCUUCGGUAAGAGAAGAGGUACUGCCAACGCUCGUAUGCCACAGAAGGAACUUUGGGUCCAAAGACAAAGGGUGUUGCGUAAGCUGCUCCUCAAGUACAGAACUGCCAAGAAGAUCGACAGGCAUCUGUACCACGCCCUGUACAUGAAGGCAAAGGGUAAUGUGUUCAAGAACAAGCGUGUGCUCAUGGAGUACAUCCACAGGAAGAAGGCUGAGAAGGCUAGGACUAAGAUGCUCAGUGACCAGGCUGAGGCCCGCCGUAACAAGGUCAAGGAGGCCCGCAAGCGCCGUGAAGAGCGUAUUGCCGCCAAGAAGGAGGAGUUACUGCAGACUUUCGCGCGGGAAGACGAGGCCGCGGUUACCGCCAAGAAGUGAUAGACACUUUGUAAUUAAUUUAAAAAAAUGGUCCAAUAAAUACUUUGGGUCGA